AUGUUUCGUGCAAUUUCAGGCAAUAUAUUUCAAUUUUGUAACGUUGACUACAAUUGGACUCGGAGAUAUCGUUCCGAAAAGGCAGCACUGAGAAAUGCCGUAAAAAAGAAGAGUAGUCGCGCAAUUCGGAGAAAGUCUCAGAAACAGUCGCACGAGAAAAUGAGUGAAACGUUCAUGCUAUUUACGAUCAUCUACAUCAUCGUUGGACUUGCAAUAACGACUAUUGCCAUUGAAAUCGCAGCCGAUGCGCUCAAGAAGUUGCACUACUUCGGCAGAAAAAUCGAAAACGUUGCUCACGUACCAGUUUGGUUUGGUUCCAAAAAACUUACAAUGAGGCAGAUCAUUCGAAAUUUUGGUGAUCAGUUCAACCUACCGGCUGCAAAGGUUCAAGCACUUGAUUUGGAUCACUUUGUUGAUCAGGCGAUUAAGGUGGAAGCUGGUGAAAUACCGUCGUUGAGGGUUAGUCUGUUUAUUCUUCACCAACCGACGGCAUUGAGCGAAAACAAUUUUCUACUUGAAACGGCUGUCAACUUCGCUGAUGACGAUCCGUGGACAACCAGGCGACUGUCGCCAGCACUAUCGAGGAGCUCAACUCCGAGACCGAACUUUAUUCAUAAAAUAUCGUCAGCACUUGAAGUAAGCCGGCAACCCAGUCCCGAACCACCGCCAGUGCCUAAACCUGAACCUGAACCUGAACCCGAACCAGAACCCGAACCAGAGCCCGAACCACAGUCCCCACAUGACCUUGAACCUGCUGAGCCUCAGAUACAGCAGGAGCAUGAGCCUAGCCCCGAACCCCAGUCAGUGGUCAUUGAGUGCGAACUAUUUCCUCAUCCAACACCAUCACCAGAACCAUCUUCGCCCGAACUACCUCCUUCACCUUCGCCCGAGCAAAUCGCUGAACCAGAAUGCACGCCAACUCAAUUGGAUGUUCUGGAAUAUGAAAGUGAUUUAGAAGAAAGUGUGCUUAUAAUUGAACGUCCACCUCCUGAGGAGAACACAAUGGAACCAGAACCUCAACCUCAACCCGAGCCUGAACAGGAACCAGAACCGGAACCCGAACCACCAACGCCAGCAGAGGCUGAACCGUUGAUAGAGACCGUGACGACGCCUGAAACUCCGAAAGCAAGCACUCCUCCGCCAAUCGUCAGCCCGACGCCUCGUCAUUCAAUAGCCACAAGUAUCUUACCGAUGGAUACACCUAAGAAAAGUCAGAGGGACUACAGUAAUGAUGCGUGGAGGCGUUACCAAGAAUAUCAAAAGCAAUGGUCAAGAUUCAGGGAGACAAAGGCUGCUCAGUCAGCAUCGUCUGAACAUGAAAGGAGACGGAAAUCGCAGCCGCAUACGGACACUAACGUGGAUAGUGCUUCAACCAGCCAGUCGAAGGUUCCGCCUAGACGACCACCCCCUAAACGUGGAGCUUAUCGAGGGCAGUCAAGAGGAAGAGCGAAGAAGACGUGA
Anisakis simplex (herring worm) is the source of this 1461-nucleotide messenger RNA. NCBI's taxonomy places the organism in Eukaryota, Metazoa, Nematoda, Chromadorea, Rhabditida, Anisakidae. The record is from the annotation of a GenBank genome assembly.